AAACAGCAAUUACAGAGAGGAGGUCAGGACGAACGGCUGAUAAUCUGAUCAGUGACAAAAGUCUCCUCACAUAGGUAACAUGUCUGCUGCACGCUCCCGAGCCUUCCACCUUUUGAAGUCCAUUUCAUCGGCUACGUGCCAGUGCCCAGCCCACUCAGCAGGAUGGACACCCCACUCCACCAAGGCUGCCAAGACCACAGACUACGCAUUCGAGAUGGCGUGCUCGACAGUCCGCUAUGGGCCCCGGGUGACACAGGAGAUUGGCCAGGACGUUGGGGUGCUGGGGGCCAAGAAGGUGCUGGUCAUGACAGAUGCAACACUCGCCACAAUGAGACCAGUGGCGGCUGUGCUGGAGUCCCUCACACAACACAAAGUGGAGUUUUCGGUGUACGACUCUGUGCGUGUGGAGCCGACGGAUUCUAGUUUCAAGGACGCAGCAAACUUUGCCAAGGCAGGAGGUUUUGACGCCUACAUCGCGGUUGGAGGCGGCUCAGUCAUUGACACUUGCAAGGCUGCCAACCUGUAUGCGUCAGAUCCAGAGGCAGACUUCCUGGACUAUGUGAAUCCCCCCAUUGGGAAGGGAAAGCCUGUUACAGUCAAGUUGGCGCCCCUGAUUGCUGUGCCCACAACAGCCGGGACAGGCAGCGAGACAACAGGAGUAGCAAUCUUUGACUAUGAACCUCUGAAAGCCAAGACUGGGAUAGCUAACAGGGCACUGAGGCCAACGCUGGGCAUUAUCGACCCCCUGCACACACUUCUGAUGCCUGAGAGAGUGACAGCAUACAGUGGCUUUGAUGUUCUUUGCCAUGCCCUCGAGUCUUUCACUGCUAUUCCCUACCAGCAGCGGUCCCCUCGGCCCGAGCACCCACUCCUGCGGCCGGCUUACCAGGGCUCCAAUCCUAUCUCAGAUGUGUGGGCCAGACAUGCAUUGGGUAUCAUUAGGGAUUACUUCAAGAGGUCAGUGUACAACCAGGAUGACGUGGAGGCCAGGUCACAGAUGCACCUAGCCAGUACCUUUGCUGGUGUUGGGUUUGGCAACGCUGGGGUGCACCUGUGUCACGGCCUGUCUUAUCCCAUUGCUGGCGGUGUGAAGGACUACAGGGCAAAGGAAUAUAAGUGCAACCACUCGCUGAUCCCACACGGCCUGUCUGUGGUGAUGACUGCCCCAGCUGUCUUCACCUUCACGGCUCCCUUCUGCCCCGAGAGACACCUGGAGGCCGCGACACUGCUGGGACACGACACCACAAAUGUCAGGAAGGAGGAUGCCGGACUGGUGCUGGCUGACGUUUUGCGCAAGUACAUGUCGGAUAUGAAGAUAGAUGAUGGACUAGAGGCUCUUGGCUUUACCACAGACGAUAUUCCUGCUCUGGUGAAGGGUACGCUGCCACAGCAUCGCGUGACCAAGCUUGCACCGAGGGAACAGAGUGAGGAGGACCUGGCUGGCCUUUUUGAACACUCCAUGAAGGUUUACUGAGGUGGAGAAGUGGUGAAUGGUGAACAAAAGGUGUGCUGUAUUGUUGGGUAUAGUCUGACAGCUAACACACAUGUAGAUAGGGUAUAUAUUAGUGUAUGGUAGAUGUAUGUUUAGAUUUGUUGGCUAAGAGAGCUGUAUAACUUUGUAUAAGACUUAAGUAUUCUCUAAAACAUUCAAAUAUAUAAUGUUUUUGUGGUAAUAUGUUUCUGUUAUCAUUCCUUAUUGUUUAGAUUGCUUUACUAACAUUUGGGUUAACUUAUGUUAAAUUUAUCUAUUCUGUUACCUUAGUCUUCCAAACCAUUCAGAUUUAUAACAUUUUUCUAUGACACUCACUCCUUAUUGCUUGGUUUAGUUUACUGACAGUUUGUAAUUCAGAUAAAGUUAUAUAAAACAAAUUCACUAUUACUUAAAUCUUCCAAACUCCAACUUUUAUCUCUUUAUCAGAGGGUUAAGUCUUAUGUCUUAUCAUCCACACACACCGAGCCAUCCACAUUAUCAGUGCAAUUAACUUUAGUGCCAAAAUGUGCUGUAUUUACUUCUGUAUUCAUAUAAGCAAAACCAGAUAAUGUAUAUUUUUUUGGUCAUAUAUAUACAAUUUUUACCAUUAA
Scylla paramamosain (green mud crab) is the source of this 2082-nucleotide messenger RNA. It is a transcript of the gene T3dh, whose product is annotated as hydroxyacid-oxoacid transhydrogenase, mitochondrial-like. The record is from RefSeq and is a predicted model, not a curated record. Gene Ontology annotation, molecular function: alcohol dehydrogenase (NAD+) activity; metal ion binding. Gene Ontology annotation, cellular component: mitochondrion. The transcript is spliced from 9 exons. The coding region runs from base 80 to 1474 and encodes 464 amino acids. Lineage: Eukaryota; Metazoa; Arthropoda; Malacostraca; Decapoda; Portunidae.